GGCGUCCCUCUCCACCCUGUCAUCUCAUUGGUCAGGAUCCCCACCAAAGCUUUUGCCUUAGUGGCAUUUUCCCUGCUCUGGGCUAGCCUCGGAUUCACGGUGCUGUGAUUGCACAGCGGCAGGCUUAGGUGGAUAUGACUCAGGCUGCGGUAACGCCCAGAAAAAACCUUUCGUCGCAAGAGCGAGUUCAAACUCGUUCUCCAAAUCGCAGAGGAAGACUCUCGCAUCAAUCGCCUGAUUCAGAGGCACCAUUCGGUGGGAAUUCCCCCGAAUCUCGCAGUAAACUCCACAUCCCCCGCCUGGAGCCCCCAGAAUCCUCCCCGGCCAGUCAAUCAGACGGGGAGACCCUCCCAGCGGCUCGGACGUUCUCCGAGGCCAGUUUCUCUGGUUGUGAUGCUGGUCAGAAGACCGGGAGACCCGCGUUGGAGACUAGAAGCAGCCUGGCCCUGAGUUUCGCUUAAAGACCGCUCCACGCUGCGGAUGUCACCUUGAAUUCUCGCCACCUGCACAUUAUUCAUCCCUUUCACAACAACCGUCACCGAGACCAUCGCGAUGGCCGAAGUCGAUGAGAAGGCUGUCUCCAGCCAUACCGAUGCCGAUGCGCAGCGACAAAAGGUGCAAUUCGAGCACGAUGAGCUGUACCAGGCGUACGCUGCAAAGAGCGAGGAAUGGCACCGGGCGAUGACCAAGAAGCUUAUGCGCAAGGUCGAUUUGCACCUACUGCCGCUGCUUGUCCUCAUGUACCUGCUUAAUUUUCUGGAUCGCAACAACCUCUCGCAAGCCCGUCUCGGCACCCUCGAAGAAGAUCUCGGAAUGUCGGGCACGGACUUUAACCUCGCGACCAGCAUCCUUUUCGUCGGAUACCUCCUCAUGCAACUCCCUUCGAACCUCCUCCUCACGCGAGUCCGGCCGUCGCUGUUUCUCGGAAUUGCCAUGGGUAUUUGGGGAGUUAUCUCCGCCUGCCAGGCCGCCGCACACUCGUUCGCUGGACUGGUCGUCGCUCGAUUCUUCCUUGGCUUCGUCGAGGCGCCUUUCUUCCCGGGUGCCGUUAUGCUCAUGUCGAGUUGGUACACGCGACAGGAACUCAGCUACCGCAUCGCCUGGUUCUACGCCGGCAGCUCGCUCGCCAACGCCUUUGGCGGACUCAUCGGCGCCGGUGUCCUGGGUAACCUACACAUGUCGCACGGCAUCUCCGGAUGGCGGUGGCUGUUUAUCAUCGAGGGCGUCAUUACCGUUGCGCUCUCCAUGCUUGUCCCGAUCCUCCUCCCCAACUACCCCGCAACAACAGCGUGGCUCGAAGACGAAGAAAAAGCCUACGCCCAAUGGCGCCUAAUCAACGACGCCGGCGAAGCAGACGACACCUCCGCCUCGUCCAUCAAGGAAGCACUGUACCUCGUCUUCACGGAUAAACGCAUCUACCUCUUCAUCCUCCUCCAGCACCUCUCCCUCCUCUCGCAGACCUUCCAGUACUUCUUCCCCUCGAUCGUCAGCACGCUCGAGUACAGCAACAUCGAGACCCUCCUCAUCACGGCGCCCGUCUGGAUCGCGACAUUCCUUGUUUCGCUGGUCGUCACCUGGACUUCGGGCAAGACGAAUGACCGCAGUAUUCACAUCAUGUGUCUGAUGACUGUUUCGAUUGCCGGGUGUAUUAUCUGCACGGCGUCGACGAAUAUCGGCGCGAGGUUCCUGGGGAUGUUCAUGAUGCCAAUGGGCGCCGUCUCCGCCUACCAAAUAAUAAUAGCCUGGGUCGCAAACUCGUUCCCGCGCCCGCUCGUCAAACGCUCCGCCGCAAUCGCCACCGCAAACAUGAUCGGCAACACGGCGAGUAUCUACGGGUCGUACAUGUGGCCAUCGUCGUCGGGCCCGCGGUAUAUCCCCGGUGGGAGUGCAACGGCGGCUGUUGCGGCGGGGGUUGCGGGGAUGGCGUUUGUCAUUCGGGUUGUGCAUGGGAGGAUGAAUAAGAGGUUGGUGGAGAGGGAGAGCACGGUUGAGAGCGAGGAGGAUCUCACUGCGCCGAGGGGAUUUAGGUAUAUUCUUUGAUCUUGGCGGGAAUUUGGAUGGGGAUCAAGAUGGAGAUAUAUAUGAGGUUAUGAUUAUUGGGAGAUUAGACACUAGAAGAGGCGUUUGCUAUAAAGCUGAGUUGUGCAGAGGCUCCAGUCUGGCCCCAACCAGCUUUAUUAUGAAUUAUGAUACUCACAAUUUCGAUGACGGUUCGAGUUCCCUAGGUGUCCAUUUCAUCGUGGUAAACUCUAUUGCGACCGAUAAACAAGUAUCGAAUCCAAAGUGUCUACGAGCCUCAGCAACUAAUCCCUGCGUUCGAUGAGAUAUGCAAGGUGGCAUUAACGGCCCAAAGGAUAUAGUAGCGAUGUAGUAAAACUCAUCACCAGUGUUGCCAAAGAGACUUCAAGGAUGGACAAGCUGGACUGCUUCCGUAUCGUCAUACACGAUUUAAGAAGGAUGCCUGUAAAGGACAGGUCCCAAGCGAGAAGUGAGGUUCCCAUGAUCGGC
Molecule: messenger RNA, 2508 nt
Organism: Aspergillus calidoustus
Lineage: Eukaryota; Fungi; Ascomycota; Eurotiomycetes; Eurotiales; Aspergillaceae
Source: the annotation of a GenBank genome assembly